Colletotrichum karsti is the source of this 2988-nucleotide messenger RNA. RefSeq lists its product as uncharacterized. Gene Ontology annotation, biological process: retrograde transport, endosome to Golgi. Bases 1 to 2988 code for a protein of 995 amino acids. The record is from RefSeq and is a predicted model, not a curated record. Lineage: Eukaryota; Fungi; Ascomycota; Sordariomycetes; Glomerellales; Glomerellaceae. The transcript is spliced from 9 exons. Gene Ontology annotation, molecular function: phosphatidylinositol binding.
AUGAUUACACGCCCAACCUUCUUGCAACUGCCGCCACCCCCUCCUCCGCCCGUGCCGGUCCAAGUACCGCCGCCGAUGCCGAUGCCUAUGGCACCGCAGCCAAUCUACCCAGUGGCCUACCCGCCUCAUCAGUACUAUCAUGUGCCGUCCCAGGCGGCCGCUCAGUACCAGCAUCAAGCCUACGGAAACUUUGCCGUUCCUCUGUGUCCCGUCAACGGCCAACACCAACACCCGCAAGCGGCUUCUCAUAACCAGCCGCAGAACCAUCGUUGGACGAAUUCCCGAGGGCAUCAGCGACCUCAGCCUGCAGCCAGCGGACGACCUUCACUUGCCCGCAGGCUUUUCAGCAUGUUCAACGCGCCUGUCGGAAGAGCGUCGACCAUCGCAAGCUCGGAUGAUGAAUCGAUUUCCAAUUCCUCUUCAACUCGUGCGCAAGGUUACGAAAGAUCCAGAGUCUCAUUGACAUCCAUCAGCACUCCUCCUUCCCCAGUGGCACGAGAGGCCAAGAUCAAGUCUCAUACGUCGCAAGCGGAACAGAACGUUGCUUCCCCUGCCAUGGCCACCGUACGCAGCGACGACUUUGUUGCACCUACGGAGAGGAUAGACGGCCCUUCCAGGCAAAAGGAACGAAAUUCCGCCACAGCAGUUCAAGGAGACUUGGUCGAAGGUGUAGAAAUCAAGGAAACGACCACGACAAGAAAGGGAAAGGAGAAAGCAACGCUCGAUACGAUGAAGGAUGGUCUGGCAGUUGGACAUCACAGCCAAGACUGCCUUGAUGAAGAGAUUCGCCACAGCCCGCGCAAUAUCAAGCCAAUACGCAGCGCCCUCAAGAAGACAAGCAAACCUGCACUGGCGGUUAAGGAGGACAGCCCACGCAAGCAAACGCAAGCUGGAGAGACCGCGAAAACUUCUGAGCCUUUCAACGUCAGCCGUCCCGUAACAUCAUCCAUGGCCGUGGAGAGAAGUCCGCGCAACACUCCAAAACAGAAUCAACACGACAAGAAAGCGAAACGCAAGGUCCAGGCCGAGAGCCCACAGGAAGCAAGAAAGCGUCAAAGAGAGCCCUUGGAAGUGACGCUUCGUACGGUUGAGACGGCGGGACAGCCUGACUUCCUCUUCAGCCAACCCAGCUUCUCCUACCUCUCGAAGAUUCUCAACAUGAUGAUGGAGAUAGAUCUGGAUGAUUCUUCAGACAGUGCUGAUGACGACUGGGAGAAUAUAGACCAGCGAUUCGACAUCCCGCAGACCCCGUCGACCACCAGCGACGAGGCUCCCCAGAAUCGCGCCCACAUCCAAGACGACAGCGAGGUCGAGAGCAGCGACAAUGAGCCUGUUGCUAGAGACAUAGGCGACCUCGUCCCCCGCCCGAAGCCCGGUGGCUACGAGAGUCGAGUCGAGCAGAUUCUCUACGAGAACCCAUCCAUGCCUAUCCUCAUUACUGAUGCAGGAAAGAGCGCGGAGAGCGGUGGUAGAUACAUCGUCUAUACCAUCCGCACUGGAAAUCUCGAGGUUCGCCGACGAUACUCAGAGUUCGCUUCCCUGCGAGAGGCGCUCACCCGUCUACACCCUACCUUGAUCAUACCCCCCAUUCCCGAGAAGCACACGAUGGCCGACUACGCUGCGAACCCGACGAACGCGAAGCAAGACCAGCAGAUUAUCGAUCUGCGGAAGCGCAUGCUCGCCGUGUUCCUGAACCGCUGUCGGCGCAUGGAUGAAGUCCGGACUGACGGCGUCUGGUGGAGAUUCUUGGACCCCAAUGCUAGCUGGAGUGAGGUCCUGCAUUCCCAUCCGGUAGCCUCGGUCCCUAAGUCCGUCCUGAAGGCACCCCCUCUGGACCCUGCAAACCCGACACCAGCUCACGCCUUUCUUCCCGUCCCAGCCAGUUCGGCGAAGCUGAGGACGACCGGUGGGCCGGGUGUCGACCCCAAUGCAGUUGCCGGCACAGGCUCUCACGUCUUCGGUCGUUUCCCGCCCGACAGUCACACCCUCAGCGAACAAGAACUCGACCCAUACUUCAUUACAUACGAAGCCUCGAUUAAGGAGCUGGAGCAGCUCUUGUCUGGAUCUAUGGAGAAGGUCAACCGCCGGACACUGAGCCAUCUUUCAGUCCUCGCUGCGGACCUCUGCGAGCUGGGUUCAAAGUUUAAUGCGUUUGCGCUGUCAGAGCAGGCUCCGUCGCUGGGCCCCGCGCUUGAGAGAGUAGGACAAGCGGCGGACUCGUCUUACAUUGCGACAGAAGAGCUGUCUGGAUCUCUUGGCGCAAGCUUUGCCGAGCCCAUGCGCGAGAAUGCGCAGUUCGCGGGUGUUGUCCGCAGCGUACUGAAGUAUCGGGUUCUGAAGCGCGUGCAGCAAGAGCAGACGAGCGAUGAACUCAAUAAGAAGAUUGCACUGCUUGACCAGUUGGAGCGGAGCGAACAGGAGGCCAAGCGCAUCGAGCAGUACCUCAGCAGCAGUCAGCAGAUUACACCCCCGCCGAAGCGAUCCACCAGCCUGAGAGAGACUGGAAACUCGCAUCAUCAACGCGAGGGUAGCGCCGAAGAUACAGCUUCGAUCGAUUCCGAUUUCCCGCCCACUCAUGGAGAGCCGGCGCCGUCCGCGAGCCAGGGAGUUCCCCAGAGAAGCAACUCUACGCCAGGUCAUAAGAAGGCCGCUAGCAGCAACUCGAUAACGAACAAGAUUUUCGGACCGAUCCGUCACGCUAUUCAAGGGGUAGCAGACGUCGACCCCGAGAGGACCCGCCGCGACAUGAUUGGAAAGACGAGAGAGAGUAUUGAGCAGUUGGAGCAGGCGAAGGUGGUUUCCGAGCACGACGUUAAGGAGGCCAGUGCAAGCAUCCUCAAAGACCUGAAGAGAUUCCAAGACGAGAAGGAAGAGGAUUUGCGCCGCUACAUGCUGGCGUACGCCAAGAGUCAAAUUGAGUGGGCGAAGAAGAACAAGGAGACUUGGGAAGAUGCCAAGGCCGAGGUCGGCAAGAUUGACGAGAGUUAG